UUUGCCCAGGGAGGAAGUUCUGCAGGAGGGAGAUAAUCGUCUUAAAUCUGUUUUGCCCACAGACAAUGGUGAGGUCACCGUCUUGCAGGCAGGAAGGCAUGAGUUCCCCUUCACCUUCCAGCUCCCUGAGACCCUGGCUACCUCCUUCGAGGGAAAGCACGGCAGCGUUCGCUACUGGGUGAAAGCCAAACUGCACAGACCCUGGUCGACAGUGAAGAAGGUGAAGAAGGAGUUCACCGUGAUUGAACCCAUCGACAUCAACACGCCUGCGCUGCUGGCUCCCCAGGCAGGUGCUAAGGAGAAACUUGCUCGUGCCUGGUACUGCAAUCGUGGCCAGGUUUCUGUGACUGCCAAGAUUGACCGAAAAGGCUACACCCCAGGUGAGGUCAUCCCUAUCUUUGCUGAGAUUGACAACUGCACCAGCCGAGCGGUGGUGCCCAAGGCGGCCAUCAUCCAGACUCAGACCUUCAUCGCUCGGGGCACCAAGAAGCAGAAGAAGCUGGUGGUGACCAGCAUCGUCGGCGACUCCAUUGCAGCGGGGAAGCGGGAAGUGUGGCACGGGCGGGCGCUGAAGAUCCCGCCGGUGGGUCCGUCCAUCCUCCAGUGCCGCAUCAUCCAGGUGGAAUACUCCCUGAAGGUUUGUGUGGAUAUUCCUGGGACGUCCAAGCUGCUCCUUGAACUGCCGCUUGUCAUCGGAACCAUCCCGCUGCACCCGUUCGGGAGCCGCACCUCCAGCGUCAGCAGCCAGUACAGCGUCAACCUGGACUGGCUGAGCUCCAUCCCGGAGCAGCCGGAGGCUCCCCCGGAAUACUCGACGGUUGUGUCCAGCCCGGAGGCCGAGCAGAGCCUGGCUCCGCCAUGCCGCAGCGAACUCGGCGGCAUCCUGGAAGGUCCCUUCUUCGCCUACAUCCAGGAGUUUCGCUUCCGACCACCUCCGCUGUAUUCAGAGAUUGAUCCAAACCCCCCUUCAGACAACAUCCGUCCGCGCUGCAUGACCUGUUGA
This is a messenger RNA of Pelecanus crispus (Dalmatian pelican), 1003 nucleotides long. The record is from RefSeq and is a predicted model, not a curated record. NCBI's taxonomy places the organism in Eukaryota, Metazoa, Chordata, Aves, Pelecaniformes, Pelecanidae.